Messenger RNA from Striga asiatica, 354 nucleotides. Lineage: Eukaryota; Viridiplantae; Streptophyta; Magnoliopsida; Lamiales; Orobanchaceae. The record is from the annotation of a GenBank genome assembly.
AUGCCUCGUCUGUCCGCGGCAAUAACACAAGAGGAGUGCUUGUACGAUGACCGCUGGACAAAAGAAGCCGACAAUCUUUUUAUUGACCUUCUAAUGGAGGCAAAUUCUGUGGGUGAUUGGAAAUAUGGGAGACCCGCUAACUCAGUUUUUGAUUACUGCAGGUUGGGCAUCAAGGCAGCAUUGGACCUAAACUUUAGCCUUUGUGAUGUUGAGUUGCGGUUUGAUUUUCUCCACAAACGUUAUAGUGUUUUCAGACGAAAGGGAAGAAAAAUAAUAUCGAAAACCAAAACGGAAUCGGACGAAAGGGACGAGAGCAUACCCAGAUAUUCGCGUUCGCAGAGAGAGAGAGAGUAG